Messenger RNA from Oncorhynchus masou masou (cherry salmon), 3846 nucleotides. Its product is annotated as ras-related GTP-binding protein C-like. Gene Ontology annotation, cellular component: lysosome; Gtr1-Gtr2 GTPase complex; nucleus. The record is from RefSeq and is a predicted model, not a curated record. The transcript has 7 exons. Lineage: Eukaryota; Metazoa; Chordata; Actinopteri; Salmoniformes; Salmonidae. Gene Ontology annotation, biological process: negative regulation of autophagy; cellular response to starvation. Gene Ontology annotation, molecular function: GTP binding; GTPase activity. The coding region runs from base 420 to 1565 and encodes 381 amino acids.
ACAUUAAGUUCGGUCUGCUUAUCGCUGUAUUCCCACAGGGACAGAUUUUGAUGGGAGUGGACCCUCUCGCUUCGUUUCGUCCUCUCUGGCAGUAGCCUACUUGGUCAGCUGACUGCAAAACAUCUGACAAGGGUAGUACCAGUCUCGACAGAUUGACACCCUGGUGAACCAACUAUUAUUCGCAUCCUAUGUACAUCGUCCAAUUAGAUUCGGAGGUGAUUGAAGAGCAGGGAAAGGGAAACAGGGGACCCGAAGGAAAAUAUUACAACACACUCUGGAUUUGCAAGUAACAUUGUGACUGUAUUAAACUGUAUUUUAUGUUUUAUUGGCGGUGUGGAAGGAUUUUUCGGUAAAAGCAGGAUUGCGUAAAACUAAUAGGGUGAGGGGGGAUUGGGGGAAGCGAGCGUCGUCGGGUCAAAAUGUCGAUUCAGUACGAAGUGGAACCGCUGGCAGACAGCUACGGGGUAGCGGACUCGUUUCCCAAAGAUUUUGGCUAUGGAGAAGAGGGGACCGACAUCGAGGAUAGCCCAACUCCAUCUGACAGCAAACCUAGAAUUCUGUUGAUGGGUUUACGAAGAAGUGGCAAGUCGUCAAUACAGAAGGUGGUAUUCCACAAAAUGUCUCCCAACGAGACGUUGUUCCUGGAGAGCACCAACAAGAUCUACAAGGACGACAUCUCCAGUAGCUCGUUUGUCAACUUCCAGAUCUGGGACUUCCCGGGUCAAGUGGACUUCUUCGACCCCACCUUUGACUACGAGAUGAUUUUCAGAGGCACGGGGGCUUUGAUAUUCGUCAUUGACGCACAGGAUGACUAUGUGGAGGCGUUGGGCAGACUCCACCUCACCGUGUCGCGGGCCUACAGGGUCAACCCUGAGAUUAACUUUGAGGUGUUCAUCCACAAAGUGGACGGCCUCUCCGACGACCACAAGAUCGAGACCCAGAGGGACAUCCACCAGAGAGCCAACGACGACCUGGCAGAUGCCAGCUUAGAGAAGCUUCACCUCAGUUUCUAUUUGACAAGUAUCUAUGACCACUCAAUAUUCGAGGCCUUCAGUAAAGUGGUCCAGAAGCUUAUCCCACAGCUGCCAACACUGGAAAACCUUCUAAACAUCUUUAUAUCUAACUCGGGCAUAGAGAAGGCCUUUCUGUUUGACGUGGUCAGUAAGAUCUACAUCGCCACAGACAGUAGUCCGGUGGACAUGCAGUCUUAUGAGCUGUGCUGCGACAUGAUCGACGUGGUUAUAGAUGUCUCCUGCAUCUAUGGUCUGAAGGAGAACGGCAGUGGUAGUGCCUACGACAAGGAGUCCAUGGCCAUCAUCAAGCUGAACAACACCACAGUCCUCUACCUGAAAGAGGUCACCAAGUUCCUGGCGUUGGUCUGCAUCCUCCGGGAGGAGAGCUUUGAGCGCAAAGGCUUGAUAGACUACAACUUCCACUGUUUCCGGAAGGCCAUCCACGAGGUGUUUGAGGUGGGCGUUUCCACACCGUGGACGGGCUCCCAGGCGGCCGGCACGCCCUGCACCAAGGCUGUGACACUCAACGGCAUGCCCCGGAGCACUGUCUAAACACAGACAGACAGGCCGACGGAGAGAUGAUGGGAAAGGACAGAAAGAUCUCAAAUAAAUAGCUGGGGAGGGAUCGUGCGGAGAAGACUAAUGGAUUGGGGUUUUCAGUAAACCAAUCAUAACUCUUGCUCCCAGAUCCUAAAAAUCACAGGAAGAGGACUAGAGCUAAAAAUUUAAAUGAGUCAGGGCUGAACCCGAAGCUCAGAGGGGAAGGAGGACUGCGAGCUGACAAAGCUAGGAUGGAAGGGAAACUAAAUGCAGAGAUACCAGGAACAUUCAUACAUUUCAUGGGAAUGCAAACCAUUGUUGUCUGCUGUUCGGCACGAAAACAGCUAAAUGAAAGUCCAACUGGACUGGUAUACACAAGCAAAAGCGUAUUUGACAUUUGGGAACUUUCAGUGAGAUAGGCCUCCUCACGUGCUGCAAGUCCCAAGAGCCCUGAGGAAGCUUGGUAAUAUCUUUGUCUGUUUUAUCUGCCGGUUCAUCCAUGUGAAGAAGUACUUCAAAAAAAAAAAAUAAAAAAAUGAAACAUUGAUGUAACCCUCGAUAAGGACAAGAAACUGCAAAGGCUGUGUGGGGAUCAGUAUAGUUGUGUAACCCUGUGCAGACUUAUGGGUCGAAGUCUCUAAGAAAUGCUUGGCGUUUAUCCAAGGCCUUACUUAGAUUGAGCUUGCCUGUUGCAAACUUUCUCUCACUACUCACUUGCCUGUGUGCUGCCCAAGACUUUGCUUUUGGUUUCACUCGUUCUGAAGAAAACAGGGUUCCUCAGAGUGCAAAAGGGAUUGUAGUGUCUACAUUAUUCUGCUUCUGUUCUGCACGUGUGUGUGUCUGGAAAAGAGGAUAGUUGGCGUUUAUGGAUUCAAGACUGCUUGAUUUGCCAGUGUCGGCCCUAUGCUCCAAGUUGCUGAAGUGUCAUACUGUAUAAUGAUAUGCCAUGUUGGAAAACUGAGCAAAAAAAAUGUACCUGCUACCAGCGGUUUGAUCAGUGAUGCUUAUAGAUUCUGAAACAACAUUCUCGAUUCUAUCUACAAUUUGUUGCAGUUGGAUAUCGGAUUCAUUAGAAUCUUGCACAGACAAAAUAUUCUAAAUAUAGUCUUCUGGAAAUACCCCAUUGCACUGGCUUAUUCUCUUGGCUAUCAAAUGAUGUAUGGAGUACAAGCACAUUCUAGAUCUAUCUAUCUCCCUUAUGCAUAAAGUAGUCAGUUUAGCCAUAUAUUCUGACACCCAAUCGUAAUACUGCCCCGCAUGGAUGCUAGCCAUAGACCAAAUGCUACUAACAGCCAAUCAACUAUGCCAAUCUUCAACUAAUGUGGGCAACUCCUACAUGUAUGACGUCACACGGACCAGUCUAACCAGGAAAGGUCUCUUAUGGGAUCUGUACAUUCCGGUUGUGUGGCAUAUAGCGACAUAUCAUUUUAAUGAUGGUUAUGAUAAUGAUAAACCGAAUGGUGGCAAUUAAAUGCCGGUCACCACGUCUUCAAACCCUGCCUUACGCGAUUAGUCGAUUUCAUUCACUCAUCUGCCAUCGACGCCGUCCGGCGCAUAUUGGACAGAAGCAACGACUUUGGAAAUCUUCUCCACUGUGCUUUAGCUCCACUGAUGUUGGUCAGCAUUUCGGUGUCUAUAUUAGGUCAGACACAAGGAGUUGGGCCAUUUGCUUCUUGUUUGUCUGAGGAGGUUGGGGUUUAAUGCAUUAGGCCAACAGAUGUGGAGUGUUCUUCGCAGACGAGUUGUGUGGAAGGUGAAUUGUUUGUUCAGGUCCAGUUCAGUCACUUUCCAGCACUCUGUGCCAUAUAGAACAACACUGGUGGAUUUAGAAUUUGGUCUUUGUGCUGUUGUCUUCACUUACACAUUUGUUGGAACUUUGUGAAGGUUUCGCUUUCGCUGAGGGUUCUGUUCAAGGACUCUGUCAGUUUUAUCACAGCAAUCCACACGCAAAACAAGAACCGCAGCAUGAAGCCAGUAUGAAAUCCCAUUCCAAGCAUGUAUGCAAUGAUGUGUCGUCAAGCAGAAUUAUUCUCUACAUAACAUUGCUCAUUGUAUUUCACUGUGGGUAAGGGAGACCAGGUCUAACAAUGAAAAAUUAAUCCUGGGAAAAAAAUGACCAAACUGUAUUAUUCUGCCCUGGAUGGAAGAAAGGUGUUGUUUUUUUGGCUGUUUGUUUUGUUCAUUAGAUUUUUGCAAAUAGUAGACAUUUGGGACUAUAGUAAAUCCACUGUUGUCAGUUCUGACAAAGUUUUUAUCAUUCACAUGAAAUAAACACUUGCACAUCAAAAGCAAA